Messenger RNA from Metarhizium robertsii ARSEF 23, 483 nucleotides. RefSeq lists its product as uncharacterized. The coding region runs from base 1 to 483 and encodes 160 amino acids. The transcript is spliced from 3 exons. The record is from RefSeq and is a predicted model, not a curated record. NCBI's taxonomy places the organism in Eukaryota, Fungi, Ascomycota, Sordariomycetes, Hypocreales, Clavicipitaceae.
AUGGAUCAAACACUGCCUGAUCACAGAGCUAUAACCGUUCCAGUUCCUACGGCCGACAUCACAGCUGAGGUUCAAAACCGCCUGGAGGCAGCAGCUAUCAGCCACUUCGUUGUCCAGCUUUCUGACAAGCGAUUUGAUUUACUUAUGCAGCUUAUUGCAGGUAUUCCCUACGACUUCAAUAAACCGUGGCCAUUCUGGUUCUAUAUUGGCAAGAUCGUAUCCAAGGCAUUCUUUGGCGUCGAAGAUCAACUUGAGUGGCUCAAUGCCGUUCGAGUCCGUACAAGAGAGUUCAUUGGCUUCUCAAAUACUAGUACUGUUCAGGAUGACGGACCAAACGACGAAACAGGGAGGAUACAAGUUGUCGAGGUUGACUUCCUUAAACCGCAGCCGGGAGAGAAUAUCAAGUUAUUCUGGAAACCUGCUAGAGGUAUCAUUUCCCAGCAAGUGAAAAACUAUUAUCAGUCGAGCCAGAGCUGUAAUUAG